Molecule: messenger RNA, 717 nt
Organism: Metarhizium album ARSEF 1941
Lineage: Eukaryota; Fungi; Ascomycota; Sordariomycetes; Hypocreales; Clavicipitaceae
Product: Nnf1
Exons: 2
Coding region: 1-717 (238 amino acids)
Biological process (GO): chromosome segregation
Cellular component (GO): MIS12/MIND type complex
Source: RefSeq, a predicted model, not a curated record
AUGGCCGCCGAGCCGGACCCCGAACGAACGGCCCAGCCCGAGCGGGCAAGGGAAGACGAGGAAGACGAGGGAGAGAAGAGCAAAGAGGAGGAAGCACAAGCAGAGGCAGCCAGGCCGGGCCCCCGCGCCCUCCGCCUGCACCAGGUGUACGCGGCCUCGUUGGCGCGCACGCUCGACAGCCUCUCGUACGAAAACAUGGCGCCCUGCUACCCGACGAUCGCGCGGCGCGCGUCCCCCGUCCUGCGCCGGCUGCAGGCCCAGAUGGUCGAGCGGCUGCGCGAAAAGUGCGAGCGCGAGUUCGGCGCCAUCCUCGGCGCGAGGGACGUGGUGCGCCGGGUGAACGAGCUGGAGGCGCUGGCCGCCGACGCCGAGGCGCGGCGGGGACCGCACGGCGCCGCCGCGCCCCCCACGCCGCCGCACCUGCUGCCGCCGGGCGAGGUGCUGGCGGCGCACCUGGCGCCCCGGCUCGCCGAGCAGAGGGGCCUGCUGAACGCGAGGCUGCAGACGACGCAGGCGCAGAACGCGCUGCUGGCGGACCACGUGAGGGCGCAGAGGGGCGAGAUCGACGCCCUGCUGGAGAGGCUCGCCCCCGCCGUGGACGAUGUGCGCUCUGCCAACGGCGUCUUGGGCCCUCUCGUCGGCGACCUGGCUGCCGAGGCCAGGGCCGUCGAUGCCGAGACGGGCACGGGCACGGGCACGGGCGGCGCCUCUGGUUGA